Hemibagrus wyckioides is the source of this 3632-nucleotide messenger RNA. It is a transcript of the gene ing4, whose product is annotated as inhibitor of growth family, member 4. Gene Ontology annotation, cellular component: nucleus. The coding region runs from base 237 to 989 and encodes 250 amino acids. The transcript has 8 exons. NCBI's taxonomy places the organism in Eukaryota, Metazoa, Chordata, Actinopteri, Siluriformes, Bagridae. The record is from RefSeq and is a predicted model, not a curated record. Gene Ontology annotation, biological process: regulation of DNA-templated transcription; positive regulation of apoptotic process.
UGUUUCGAUUGUCGAUUUAUCUUCCCUUUCCAGGCCACACGGCAGCGCGCAGUUUAUCUCUAACAACUAAAUGUGGAGAAACUAAUCCAUUUGAUCUCGUGUGCAUGUGAAGAAUCGUUAGUCCGUGCGUAAAUAUCACGAUUAGUAAAUCUGGCACAAGUCGGUUUUAUUUGGGGUUUAUUAAAACGACAGAAGAAGCACGGAGCCCGGAAUAACUUUUGUUUGUGUUUUCCAAGAUGGCGGCUGGAAUGUAUCUGGAGCACUAUCUGGACAGUAUAGAGAACCUUCCAUUUGAGCUUCAAAGGAAUUUCCAGCUCAUGCGAGACUUGGAUCAGAGAACUGAAGAUCUGAAAGGACAGAUCGAUUCCCUCGCUCGCGACUACACGGCAAACGCCCGGACCUUGUCCUCCGAGCAGAAACUGUCUCUCCUGAAGCAGAUCCAGCAGUCCUACGGGAAGUGCAAAGAGUUCGGGGACGACAAGGUCCAGCUGGCCAUGCAGACGUACGAGAUGGUGGACAAACACAUCCGGAGGCUGGACACAGACUUGGCCCGUUUCGAGGCAGACCUCAAAGAAAAACAGAUCGAAAGCACAGACUACGAUUCUACCUCCAGUAAGGGAAACAAGAGUGACCUUCGGGGCCCGAAGGAGAAAAAGGUGUCCCGCACCAGGUCAAAGGUCAAAAACUCCGACGACGACUGCAGUCCUAAGAGCGGCCAGAAGAAAGUCAAGCUAAUGCAAACAAACGAGUUCUCAUCUCCAGCUGUGAAUUUCGGCAACGUUCACCCCUCGGAUGUGCUGGACAUGCCGGUGGACCCGAAUGAGCCCACGUACUGCCUGUGCCACCAGGUCUCCUACGGAGAGAUGAUUGGCUGCGACAACACUGAUUGUUCCAUUGAGUGGUUUCACUUUGCUUGUGUGGGCCUGACCACCAAGCCCAGGGGAAAAUGGUACUGUCCCAGAUGUUCACAGGAACGUAAGAAGAAGUGAACCUUCUUUUGAAGAAGAAGGGGAAAAAAAGAGAGAUACGAAAUAUGGAAGAGAACGAGAUGGAAAGAAAAGGAAAUGAGGUGCAAAGCGCCUCCACCCCAACACACUCUCUGUUUCUCUCUCUAUCUCUCUCUCUCUCUCUCUCUCUCUCUCUGUUUCUGUUUCUCUCUGUGUCUCUCUCUCUCUUUCGCUGUCUCUCUCUCUCUCUCUCUGUUUGUUUCUCUCUGUCUCUCUCUCUAUAGACACUAAUCUAGAUUCAUGCUCUGCUUAAUCUGGUGCUUGUCCUCCUCCCUUCUAUCCUCACUUUCUUCUCUCUGUAUAACAGAAAGCAGGGAUGAAGGACGGAUGGACGGAGGAGCUGUAGUUUUAACUGUAGCUUAAUUUAUGUCUCCAGUAAUGAUCGUUACUUGUAUUUUUGUUAUUUUUUGUUGCUUUUUUUUUUAUUUUAUAUAUAUAUAUAUAUAUAUAUAUAUAUAUAUAUAUAUAUAUACAUACAUGUUUAUUUUAUUUUGAAUUGUUCGGUUUUGCUUUUUAAAGCGUUUUCCUUUGUACAGUUACACAAACACAGCAGUAGAUGAAAUCAGGGAGCACGACACUCAGAUACGCUAUUUUACUAGACUUGCUGUUCUUUACCAAACGGUUUUCAAGUCAAACACUGGCACAAGACGAACCUGUACACAAACCUAGUUCUUCUUAGAGACUGUUUUUAAAUCUCCGACAUUCUCCUUUCGUUUUUCAUUCCUUGGGGAUUGGUAUUUUUAUUAUUUCUUUUCCCGUCAGUAUCGGAUACGUGCGUCCACGUCGGCUAUCUUUCCCCAUUCGGAACCAGUAUUUGGGGGAUACACACACACACACACACACACACACACACAACGCACAUAAACCAGUGACUUUCACUUGUAGGACGCUAAUCCACAUUUCAGGUUUAUUCCACAACUAGCUGCUGUGAAGGAAAUUUCCUCUGGUGCUCAUUAACGUUCACUAUUCAACGAACGGAACUUUCCAGAUUCGAAAGGAUGAUGCUAGCGCAAAAGCGGCGAAGAAGUGCUUUUUACAUUUCACCUAAACGACGCCUUCGUGUUAUUAAUCCCGCUGUAAACUCUCUGAUAUGGAUUUAUGUUAUUCAGUUUGACUGGAUCUUGGUGCUGUUAGGGAUCUUAGAUCAUAGGUGAUCGCUUAAAGGGCAUGAACGUCAUGGUUACACUCGUGCUAAUCUCUCCAUCACGUGGCUGGUGCCAGAGGUUAAGGUGCUGUUCUCUGUAAAUCACGACCUUCUUAUUUAAAAAAAAAAAACAAACAAAAAAAAACUCGGUUUCGAUAUUUAAUACGUCGUUUUGCUAACACUUUAUUUGAAGGGUACCUACGUAGGGUCUGUAAGACAUCCAUAAGCUAUGCAUAAAUGUUUUAUAAGGCAGCGCUGGAUGAAAGGUUCGGGUCGAAACCCCGGUGAGGUUUUGUGUGACGGAGAGAGGUCGAGCGCUCAUUAGCAUGACUGUUGUUCAUUUCAGAUUAUUGCUUUGUUUUUUAUUAACAGGACAGUGAAGAGAUGUCCGCUGGCUACAGAGCGGCGUUUUCAAUACUAACUGAAGUACCGCUAGAGUUUGUAGGAUUUUAAUAUAUAUAUGUAUUGUUAUCGUAAAUGAACAGUUUGAACCUCUGAUGGUUCAGGGAUCUUAUGUGUGAUAUGACAGUCCCCCCCCCCUCCUCCCUUUCUCUCUCUUGCCCUCUCUCUCUCUCCUUCUCCAUCUCUCUCUCUCCCUCCCUAUACCUCUUACUAUCUCUCUCCCUUUCUCCUUAUCUUUACCCCUCUCUCUCUCUCGCCGUCCCUCCCUAUACCUCUUACUAUCUCUCUCCCAAUCUCUCUCCUUAUCUUUACCCCCCCUCUCUCCGUGCCUCUCUCUCUCUCUCUCUCCCUCCCUAUCCCUCUCUCCCUCCAUCUCUCUCUCUCUCCUUGCCUCCCUCUCUCUCUCUCUCUCUCUCUCUCUCUCUCCUUGCCCCUCUCUCUCUCUCUCCCUCCCUCUCUCUCUCUCCCCAUCGCUCCAUUGAGUUGGUUUCAUUUUGCUUGUUUAGGCGUGAAAAGGUUCAUUUUUAUCUUUGAUUUUUUUUCCCUGAGAAGGAGAUGAUAAUUAUGUAAUUGAAUCUUUUUAAUAGUUUUCAGUACAAAUUGAAUAAAGCAAUGAAGCACUUGACUUCUGUAAGAAGUAGCUGCAGUAAAUCCUCCUAAAAACAGGGCAGAUGGACACUACAGACCACAGAAUAACUUAACAGUUUAAAAAGGUCAGUAUUUUACUGAGGUAAAGACCAAGCAUUAAAUUACACGACAGGUAUCACAAAAUCUUACAGGUUUCGACCCGGAAUCCUCUGGUAUCGCUCUGUAAAAGAUUUAUCCCAGUUUUAAAUAAAGUGUUCCCCGUAGUUUCUCGUAGCUCUUUAAUUCAGUGUGCUUAUUCCGGCUGAUUUGCUGUCUCCAGGCAUCGUGUGUGUUAGUAGAAUCUGAUCUCAGCCUGAAGGUGGAGUUUUGCAUGAAGUGUUAGUGAAGGUACUCUGACUGUAAAUUUGAUUGUUCCAGAAGUUUAUACUAAUGUCAGAUGCUCUGUUUAGUGUCUUCCAUGUUGACUGAACAACGCUGAUGUCUGAAACAGA